GGCAUCUGAUGAAUCCCAUGUUACCUUUGACGUGGAUUCUUUUACGAAAGCACUGGACAGAAUUUUAGGGGCAGACUCGGAGGAGCUGGAUUCUGAUGAUCUGGAUGAAGAGGAGGAGUUUGAUUUCUCAGAUGGGGAUGAUGAAGACCUGGAUGCUGGAAACCAAAGGCAGGAGCAGAAGGUGUCUCCUGAGGAGCUCCUGGGCAGUCUCAGGUCGUACAUGAAUGAGAUGGACCGUGAGCUGGCACAGACCAACGUUGGGAAAAGUUUCACCAAAAAGAGAGGGGCAAGUUCUGCUGAAGCAGCCACAUCUGAGAGUGCUGGCCCUGGUUCUGGAGCUGAGGAUGCUGAGCUGGCACCCGUGGAUGUGGACAUGAACCUGGUGGCAAACCUGCUUGAGUCCUACAGUGCCCAGGCUGGGCUGGCAGGACCCACCUCGAACAUUUUACAGAGCAUGGGGGUGAAUUUACCUGAGAACACAGAUCUCGCUGGCUCGAGCAGCCAAGCACAGCAGUGAGAGACUUUGGACAAGACGUGGCUGGUGGGGAAAUGAAGCACAGGUGGAUGAGCAGGAUGUGGAAGAGGAGGCCAAAGGUUUUAAUUUCCAGCAUUCUGUUCAUUCUGUGUCACUUCAGCAAAGUGAAUUUACCUGCAAAAGCCUUCUGUUUGGACCCUGUCUUGGAUGGAAAUGAGAUUUUCCCAGUGCUAACACAUUUUCAGAAAACUGAAAAUUGAUGUGACUCGAAUGAAACUUUUAUUAAAAAACCUCUCUUCCAUUUUUCCAAUCAGUGAUCCAGUUUGUCACAUUUCUAAAAUGUCCUUUUACACACUGGUUUCAGUAUCUGGGAAGCAGUUCUUGUUCUGAAAAUGCUGCUGCCUUCAGGGGGAGGUGGGGAACUACCACGUUACAGGAAGAGUCUCAUGGAUUUGGGAAUGCUGGUUAAAUGUUGGGCAGACAUUUAAUCCUUCCCAAAAGCACCAUGCUGCAUUGUAAAAACCUCUGACAAUUACUCUAGGAGCCUGUUCCUUAUUAAGCACGAGGAUUUAAAGAGUAAUUGGAUCAAAUAUGUAAAUAUUGGCCAGAAGUAUUUUUAAAAUUUAUUUCAAUAAAAACAGAAAUACAACUUGA
Pseudopodoces humilis (Tibetan ground-tit) is the source of this 1129-nucleotide messenger RNA. NCBI's taxonomy places the organism in Eukaryota, Metazoa, Chordata, Aves, Passeriformes, Paridae. The record is from RefSeq and is a predicted model, not a curated record.